Fonsecaea nubica is the source of this 831-nucleotide messenger RNA. Its product is annotated as hsp7-like protein. The record is from RefSeq and is a predicted model, not a curated record. Bases 1 to 831 code for a protein of 276 amino acids. NCBI's taxonomy places the organism in Eukaryota, Fungi, Ascomycota, Eurotiomycetes, Chaetothyriales, Herpotrichiellaceae. The transcript is spliced from 3 exons.
AUGGCGGAUGGCAAAGCAGCAUCUCCACCUGCCUCCCCGGAAACCUUGCGUCCCUUCCGGACUAAAGAUGACCUCGGUGAAGAUGAGAUGACAGAAAUGACCAUAUUUAUCGACGAGCUCAUCCUGUCGUGCGAAAAUAUCAAAAAGAGCAAGAACAUUAAGAGGCGAUAUGGCAGCAACGACCACAAGCAACUCGAAGAGCAGCUAAGCAAAUUCGACGACUUUGUCAACCGUCUUGAGGACGCUGCUGUCCAAUUCGUCGAGUCUUUGGAAUUGGAAGAAGUCAUUGGCGACGACGGCGCCGUGUUCCGACCUGAGACUCGUGAGAGAUACCAAUCCCUUGCAGCAGCCGCUGGGAUCCAAACCUUUCAGCACCGUGCCCCCGAACCUGAAGAAGCGGCUGCCCUUGAACAGGCCAGGAAGGCUCGCGUCCGCACCUUGGACACCAACGAUUCGAACCGCAUCCGAACAACUACCAUGGAUCCGGCUCCUGUACCCAUCUGCAACCAAUCCCCAUCCGAUGCUCCAGACGAUAAAGAGAAACACUACGCGGGCAUGCUGGGCGAAGAUUGGCUGAAAAGUAUCAAGAAAAUGUCGAAGCGGGAAGGCGAUAGAGAGGCUGCUGCCCUUGAAGACACUGGAGACCCGCCAGUCAGCGACGACGAUACAACUCCACGUAACGCAAGUGGUGAAGAUGGUGAAGAUGAAGAAGAUGAAGCAGACGAUGAAGAUGAUGAAUACGCUGAGGAUGAUGAAGAUGACGACGAAGACCUUCUCCGGAAUCCAGAUGCAACAUAUGUACCUGUCGGUGGAAUUACAAAAGACGACUAG